GCGGCGGGCUGUGUUGAAGUGGGCUGUGUUUGAGGUUGGUUCGCAAGCGCUCGCCCAGUUCCAGUUCUCGUGCCGACGACCUCCGCUGUGCGUGCGUCUGUGCAGGGUCCCCGGUGGGGCGGGUACCCAGGAAGUGCUCGGACUCGCAGGGGAAGCGCCCAGGGGGACGUGAUUGCUUGUUUUUUUUUCCUGUAUGAAGCGUUUGGCACCACUGAAGUGACCGAAUGAGAGACUCUACAGGGGUAGGUAAUUCACUGGUCCACAAGCGGUCUCCUUUACGUCGAAACCAAAAGACCCCAGCAUCCUUGACCAAGCUGUCUUUACAGGAUGGACAUAAAGCCAAAAAGCCAGCAUGUAAAUUUGAAGAGGGUCAGGAUGUCCUAGCUAGAUGGUCAGAUGGCUUGUUUUAUCUUGGAACUAUCAAAAAGAUAAACAUAUUGAAACAGAGCUGCUUCAUCACAUUUGAAGACAGUUCUAAAUCCUGGGUUCUCUGGAAGGACAUUCAAACAGGAGCCACUGGAAGUGGGGAAAUGGUCUGUACCAUAUGUCAAGAAGAGUAUUCUGAUGCUCCCAAUGAAAUGGUUAUAUGUGAUAAAUGUGGCCAAGGAUAUCAUCAAUUGUGUCACACACCUCAUAUUGAUUCCAGUGUGAUUGAUUCAGAUGAAAAAUGGCUCUGUCGUCAGUGUGUUUUUGCAACAACAACAAAGAGGGGUGGUGCACUUAAGAAGGGACCAAAUGCCAAAGCAUUGCAAGUCAUGAAGCAGACAUUACCCUAUAGUGUGGCCGAUCUUGAAUGGGAUGCAGGUCAUAAAACCAAUGUUCAGCAGUGUUACUGCUAUUGUGGAGGCCCUGGAGAUUGGUAUUUAAAGAUGCUGCAGUGUUGCAAAUGUAAGCAGUGGUUUCAUGAGGCUUGUGUGCAAUGCCUUCAAAAGCCAAUGCUAUUUGGAGACAGAUUCUAUACAUUUAUUUGCUCUGUCUGCAGUUCUGGACCAGAAUACCUCAAACGUCUACCAUUACAGUGGGUAGAUAUAGCACACCUAUGCCUUUACAACCUAAGUGUUAUUCACAAGAAGAAAUAUUUUGAUUCUGAACUUGAGCUUAUGACAUACAUUAAUGAAAACUGGGAUAGAUUGCACCCUGGAGAGCUGGCAGACACACCAAAAUCUGAAAGAUAUGAGCAUGUUCUGGAGGCAUUAAAUGAUUAUAAGACCAUGGAAGUAAGCAAUGGCUUAGAAAAAAAAGGAAAGAAAAAAUCUGUAGGUCGUCCACCUGGCCCAUAUACAAGAAAAAUGAUUCAAAAAACUCCUGAGCCACCUUUGGAUAAAGAAUCAGUUUCAGAGAACCCUACCUUGGAUUUACCUUGUCCAAUGGGGAGAACUGAAGGAAUGGCACAUUCAUCUAAUACCUCAGAUGUGGAUUUCACGGGUGCUUCCAGUACAAGAGAAACUACCUCGUCUAGCAUUUCUAGGCAUUAUGGAGUGUCUGACUCCAGAAAAAGAACACGCACAGGAAGGUCUUGGCCUGCUGCAAUACCACAUUUGCGAAGGAGGAGAGGUCGUCUUCCAAGAAGAGCACUCCAGACUCAAAAUUCAGAAAUUGUAAAAGAUGAUGAAGGCAAAGAAGAUUAUCAAUUUGAUGAACUCAACACAGAGAUUCUAAAUAACUUAGCAGAUCAGGAGUUACAACUUAAUCAUCUAAAAAACUCCAUUACCAGUUAUUUUGGUGCUGCAGGUAGAAUAGCAUGUGGCGAAAAAUACCGGGUUUUGGCUCGUCGGGUGACACUUGAUGGAAAGGUGCAGUAUCUUGUGGAAUGGGAAGGAGCAACUGCGUCCUGACUGUAGGACUGAACAUUAUGUUCACUGCACUCUUGUUUCUGUAGGUACAGUUCAAAGCCCUAAAGGAGUCUGGCUUUUAGUAUCUUUCUUAUAAAAAGAAAAGAAAACAAAAAAUAAAAUCACAAAAGGAGAUGAUACGAGCCUUAACAUGUACCUGUCAAUGUUAUGGAUUUUGUCAUAAAAAAACUAUCUUUUAAAAAUCAGAACAGAGACUUAAUUUUUUAAAUAUUAAGGUUUGUAGAAUGUUUCUAGAAUAGGACAUUAAAAAUGAUUCGAACCAAUGCAUGGUGUUAGAUAAUUUUUCUAAAUAUUCCAUUGAGUCCGUUUUUGUGAUUAGUGGUUAUAAGAGCAAACACAUCAUGUAGAUAGCACAGAUAUUUUCAGAAACAUUGUCUGUUUUGUUACCAAAUGUUGGAAAAAAUUUAUUUCAAUACCUUUUAGAUUUCAUAAAGUGCAGUGUAUAUAAUGCCUACUGAAAGAUUGUAAAAUAUUGAAAUUUCUUUCAAGCAAAGUGUAAAAAAUAUAUUGAGCCUGUAAAUUGCUCUGUGACUAGACUUCAUUGUCGUCUUAAUAUAUUCUUUGCAUGUGCAUAUAUAUACACACAACUGUGUAUGUAUAUGUGUGUGAUUAUGUGACCUAUGCAAUACAAAUUAUGGGAAUGGGCAGCUCUGGAGUAUAUAUCCCAUAAUUCUUUUUUCAGGAAUAGUUGCAGUAUUUACACAGCAGCAUUUCUUCUCAGGCUUAUAUUGGGUGCUGUUGCUUGCUAUGUAUGAAGAGAAAUGUGUCAAACAAGUUUAGUAUGUUCUGAUGAUGAAGGGUGUGAACAAGUGUUCAUGGGCUUUUAGUUUGCUUUUUCACUUUCAGUCCUUGUAACUCAGCUGUUCAAACCCUAAAACAAAUUCAAAUAAUACAAAUAUUAUCUCCUACUCGAAGUACCAUUUUCAGAUUUUCAUGGCACAUUAUGAUUGUAAAUGUCUCUCGGUUUUAACAGUUAGUCUGUAGGAGUCCCGUGAAGAUUCCUGAAAUGUCUGUAGUAAUUGUUAGUUAUGUUUAAGUGUAGUAUGAACAAAGUAUUUUAUUGCACAGGGUUAAGAAACAGUAUGUUGCUAGCUGAGGCGACUGCUGUUUUAUUACAACAUUACCUCUUGUUUUAUAAAAUGUACCAAGAUUUAAAUUGAUAAUUUUAUUUUACAUGUAAAUUUUUUCUCUUUUAUCACCAGUGUUAGAGUUGUCUUCUGUUUCUUUUUUGUUUUGUUUAUUUUUUUAGCCAAAGAGUGAACAGAAGAGUAUCCUUAUUUUGGUGGCUGUUCAUUUUACUCUUAAAAGUAAUCGAUGGAUUUUAGCCUAAAAAUUGGGGUAUUGCCACCAAAAUGGAAAAAAAAAAAGUAUAAUUACAGAUUGAUAAAACUGUGGGUUAGUACUUAUUUAUUCCAUUAAUUGCUUAUUUGACUGUUUAUAAAGAAAGUUGCUUUAUUUCUUUAAACAUCUUCAAAAGAUGAUUGUUUCUUGGCACAUUGUAGCCAAAAGAAGCAGAGAACUUCCUCGUCCUGCAUUUGGUUCCUGGUUGUCCAGGUAUAAAUGAGCUUUACAAAAGUGCAAAUUAAAAACUGUCAUUUCUGUUUACCUCCACCAAAACUUGAUUUUUUUCCCCUAGCUAUUAAUUUAAAGUUGCCUUUCCUGCAGCUGCAAUAUUUUGAAUAACACACAGAGUUUGUGUUGGUUUUUGAAUGUUUGUUUAUAUCUAGGGGUAAUGGAUAAUGUAACUCCGUGUAACCUUAUUCACUCCAUCUGUAUCAUAUUAUUUCAUUUUCCUCUAAGUCCCCUUAUUCUAACGAAACACCAGCAGUAUUUUUAGUAGCUCAUUCUUUAAUAUACGUGGAAGGUGAUUUACCAAGCUGAACGGUCUUUAGACGUAAUUACUGUGACUGUCUGUCUUAUUUUAUCACCGUGGUUCUCUUAUGUUCAGUUUGUAUUUUUGGAAUUGCUUUACUUAGAAUUACAACAGACCAACAUUAAAUGUGUGUAUUUUUAAAGA
Echinops telfairi (small Madagascar hedgehog) is the source of this 3870-nucleotide messenger RNA. It is a transcript of the gene MTF2, whose product is annotated as metal response element binding transcription factor 2. Bases 225 to 1835 code for a protein of 536 amino acids. Lineage: Eukaryota; Metazoa; Chordata; Mammalia; Afrosoricida; Tenrecidae. Gene Ontology annotation, molecular function: chromatin binding; DNA binding. Gene Ontology annotation, cellular component: nucleus. The record is from RefSeq and is a predicted model, not a curated record. Gene Ontology annotation, biological process: chromatin organization; regulation of DNA-templated transcription. The transcript has 14 exons.